Messenger RNA from Aethalodelphis obliquidens (Pacific white-sided dolphin), 9681 nucleotides. It is a transcript of the gene CHST3, whose product is annotated as carbohydrate sulfotransferase 3. Gene Ontology annotation, biological process: N-acetylglucosamine metabolic process; carbohydrate metabolic process. Gene Ontology annotation, cellular component: Golgi membrane. Gene Ontology annotation, molecular function: chondroitin 6-sulfotransferase activity; N-acetylglucosamine 6-O-sulfotransferase activity. The transcript is spliced from 3 exons. Lineage: Eukaryota; Metazoa; Chordata; Mammalia; Artiodactyla; Delphinidae. Bases 3329 to 4768 code for a protein of 479 amino acids. The record is from RefSeq and is a predicted model, not a curated record.
UUUCGGAUGCCCUUGGUGUCCGGGGCUCCAGGAUGUUUCAAAGGUUGUCCUGGAUCUAGUACAGUGCCUAGCAUUGUUGGUACUCGAUAAAUAGUUGUUUGAUGAGUGAUGACACCAAUAAUUCAUAUAUGUUAAGGACACUCUAUGAGCCAAGCCAGGUGGCCUCGGCUAGGUUGGAAUUGGUCUAUCUGCAGAGGAGGGGGCCCUGAGUGGUUCCAGGGAGCCCUGCCUGAUCUGUUUAGCCCAAGCAGCAGGUUCUGUUGUGCGCUGUGGGCUGGCACUGGGGACUUGAGUCUUAGCAUUGGCCUCUGCUUCCCUAAGAGGGGCAGUAAGAAAGUCUCCAUUUUUGCAUCUGGCUAAGCUGGCAGUGUCGUGGCGUGUUCUUCCUGGCUCCUACUGGCCUGGAAGGAGAUGGGUCUCAUGAAGGGUCUAGGAGCUGUGUCCUCCAGCAGUGGCUUGGCUCUGUGGUGGCAGCAGGUAGAGGGGCAAUCACAGUCCCUGUACUGAGUAUUGGGUGGGUUCCUCUGCACCAGCUGGCAUGAGCUUCCCAGAGGAGUGAAAACAUCUCGUGUUCCUGGAACUGGGAUUGCAAGCAGUCCUGAGAAUGAUUCCCUACCUUCAUGGAAUUGGGAACAUGCCAGGAUGUGGUGCAACUUGGCCAUGUAAUCACAAAGAAAUGUGUCAUUCCCCCACCCCACCCCUGGCCCUUUGUGACUAGGUUUGGUGUGCAUGUGAAGCUUCUAAGUGGUCUGAAUCCUGAAAUUAGCAAAGUGUAUAGGCAGCACCCAGGAUUGUGGCCCCAGAUGAGCGAGAGAGUGAUCUGGGCUUGGCCACCCCCAAUUUCAGGUGGAACACUGCAGCCAAUCCCUUCCCAAUAUCACCUUUCCACCUUAUUUAUGUCUUCUGUGAAUCAAGAGCUCUACGUUAUCUCAUCAAGACCUCAUAUCCCUAUGAAGUUAGCGUUUUGUCACCAUUUUACAGAUUAGGAGACUGAGGUUCAGAAAGGUUAAGUAAUUUUUGGGGGGUCACACAGCUGGUGAGGGACAAAGCCAGGAUUUGAAACUGGACAGUCUGACUCUGGAACCCAUGCUGUUUCCACCAUGCCCAGCUGUCUCUAAGGUCCCUAACUGGUUCUCCAUAGCAACAAGGAAGCAACGCUGAUGCACUUACUGGGUCCUGGGGCCCCUGACUACAGUCCUCUUUUUACUCACACUCUGCCUAGCCUGGGUUACACCAUGGGUCAUGGAAAUCGAAGGCUGGGUGGCACCAGGCUGCUAGAGCCUUCCGUGUGGAUCUGGAGUCAGAAAACGAUGGGGGUUUGGGAGUGACUGCAGGGAGAUGUUGGAGUAAUUCUGGCGAGAGCAGAUUCACUGCUUAUGUGAGAAAUGGGGACAAAGCUACCACUCGUGACUAUACAAGUCGCAGGUUUGGGUUUGGAAGGAAUUGCCAGGUAAACGUCCUCACAUGGAUGACUAUGUUCCUUUCCCUUUCGGCCCUUGCCAGGGGAGACAUCUAUCACACAGGGAAAUCAGCCCUCACCUGAAUAUGAAGGGGCGUGUCACGGCUGUCCUUCCCACCACCCACCACAUGCCCAGGAGAGCUAGACUCCGUGGUGGUGUCUGUUCCUCAGGAGGGAUGGAUGGGGAGAGCUGGGGCAACCAGGGGCUGCGAUAACCACAUGACUCACCGGGUCCCCAGCUUAUGCUUUCUCACACAGGCCCCACAGAGGGACAGUGGUUCUCAUUCCCGAUUUGCUGAUGAGGAAAUGAGGCUCAGAGAGGUGCAGUGGCAGCCCAAGGUCACAAAGCUAAGGAGGAAGUGCAAGCCAUGCUGCCUUCAGGACUCCCUGCAGGCACUUAGGGGCAGCUGUGUUUUCUGCCUGGUUGGUAUUCUAUCUCCCCAGCCCCAAGGCUGAGAGGGGGUUACCCCCGUUGGGGCAGAAUCCUCACAGCUCUGCCCACCCGCAUCUCUACCCCCAGAUCCUCUGGUACAGGUGUUCACGGCAUGGGGAAAGCUGGCAACCUUAAACAAGGAGCAGAAGAUAAGCACUGCCCAGCUGGCCCUGCCCACCUUCCACAGCGAGCCCACCUGGGUGAGUGCCGGAGCGUGCGCAGUGCUGACCUGCAAAGAUACGGGGCCUUCUCCCCGCUUCACUGUGGUGUGGACUCGCUGUCCAGGAUGGCAGUUGGGAGACUGGGUGUGGGGAGAAGCUGCCCCAUCCGAGGGGCGGGGGCUAUUAAUCUUUGUACCCCUGGCUCUGUCCUAGUGCGUGACACACGGAGGUACUUAGGAACAUUGUCAGAUGAUGGGUGAACACCAGGGAGGGGCUGUGAGUGCCUCUGCUGGGAAGUGGUAAAGCGGGGAGCCAAGGGAAUCUGCCGUGAGGAAACACUCAGAGAGGCCUCUGCCCUUUAUGAAGUCACGCAGGAGGAAAGGAAAACAGCUCUCCUUUUCAUUCCUUAAACAGAAAUGCUUGUCCCCUUUGCUUAAACAGGUGGAAGAACACCGCUUGUCCUGCCCUGAGCAUGUAGAUUCCACGUCUGGGUGUGGGGUGGCCUCUGGCAGGCUGGACAGUUUGUUCUGUGCUUGAAGGUCUCAGCCUACGUCUUCAUCAACCUAAAUCAGGCUGGUUCUCCUGCACAUCCCCCCCUCUGCAAACUUGGAAGGAGGGGCAUGCAGGCCACGGGAGCCCCUGACCACCAGUAACUUAAGGUCUCUAGCAGCCCAUCACUCCCUCUCUAUGCCUCUACCCUCCCCCCAUGCCUCCCCUUACCCCCCUGCCCCACAGAGAUGGCUGUGUGCUGGGUUGUUUUAGACUCUGGGAAAUUUAUCACUGGGAUUCCAGAGGGCUCUCUGAAAAGGAUUUGGAGGAAAAGCGUGUAAAAUAAAUAAGCCAAUUCCCAGCUCAGCCUCUCCUGAAUGCCACAAGUAAACAGCUAGCCUGGGAAACUCUGUUUUGGCCUCUGUGCUCACACCUGGCUCACCGGCUGCCUUACCCGCUCCCUCCUUCCUGCAUCCGCCCCAUCCAGCCCCUCCUCCUUGACUCAGGGAGCCUCAAAAGUCGGGGAACACACCCAACGCCACACACCCAACGCAGGCUGUCCGGGACACUGGGAAGCUGGCAUACUGGUGGCUGGGGACAAGAGGAGAAUGUGGGAGAAGAGACAGCUAGGGGUUGCAGCACAGCCUUGCUCCAUCUGAGGAAGUCUCCCUGCCUCGGCCCUGCUCGAGACAAGGGUGUCCUGACCGCUCAUCUCUCCACAGGACCAGGUGUCCCCCACCUGAACAACGAGCCAGGUCCUGAGUGAUGUCCCCAAGCUGAGUGCCCAUGGCCCUACCCUUCCCCAUGGAGAAAGGACUCACUCUGCCCCAGGACUGCCGACACUUUCUGCACAGCCUGAGAAUGAGGAGCAAAUAUGCCCUUUUCCUUGCUUUUGUGGUGGUGGUUUUUGUCUUCAUUGAAAAGGAAAAUAAAAUCAUAUCAAGGGUCUCGGACAAACUGAAGCAGAUCCCCCAAUCCCCGGCAGAUGCCAAUAGCACCGACCCAGCCCUAGUCUUGGCCGAGAACGCAUCCCUCCUGUCCCUGAGUGAGCUGGAUUCGGCCUUCACGCAGCUGCAGAGCCGCCUGCGAAACCUCAGUCUGCAGCUAGGCGUGGCGCCGGCAGAGGAGGCUGAGGAGGAGACCACAGAGUGGGAGCAGGAGUCCCGCCCACCCGCCGAGGCCCCGCCCCGGCGCCACUUGCUCCUCAUGGCCACCACGCGCACGGGCUCCUCGUUUGUGGGCGAGUUCUUCAAUCAGCAGGGCAACAUCUUCUACCUCUUCGAGCCGCUGUGGCACAUCGAGCGCACGGUGUCUUUCGAGCAGGGCGGCGCCAACGCCGCAGGCUCGGCCCUGGUAUACCGCGACGUGCUCAAGCAGCUUUUCCUGUGCGACCUGUACCUCCUGGAGCAUUUCAUCAUCCCGGCACCCGAGGACCACCUGACCCAGUUCGUGUUCCGCCGGGGCUCCAGCCGCUCCCUCUGCGAGGACCCCGUCUGCACGCCCCUCGUCAAGAAGGUAUUCGAGAAGUACCCCUGCAAGAACCGCCGCUGCGGCCUCCUCAACAUGACGCUGGCCUCCGAGGCCUGCCGCCGCAAGGAGCACAUGGCAAUCAAGGCCGUCCGCAUACGGCAGCUGGAGUUCCUGCAGCCGCUGGCCGAGGACCCCCGUCUGGACCUCCGCGUCAUCCAGCUCGUGCGCGACCCCCGCGCUGUGCUAGCCUCCCGCAUGGUGGCCUUCGCCGACAAGUACGAGACCUGGAAGAACUGGCUGGCCAAGGGACAGGACCAGCUGAGGGAGGAGGAGGUGCUGCGGCUGAAGGGCAACUGUGAGAGCAUCCGCCUGUCCGCUGAGCUGGGCCUGAGGCAGCCGGCCUGGCUGCGGGGCCGUUACAUGCUGGUGCGCUACGAGGACGUGGCCCUCAGGCCGCUGCAGAAGGCCCAGGAGAUGUACCGCUUUGCAGGCAUUCCCCUGACCCCGCAGGUGGAGGACUGGAUCCAGAAGAACACCCAGGCGGCGCACGACGGCAUCUACUCCACGCAGAAGAACUCCUCGGAGCAGUUUGAGAAGUGGCGCUUCAGCAUGCCCUUCAAGCUAGCGCAGGUGGUACAGGCUGCCUGCGGCCCCGCCAUGCGCCUCUUUGGCUACAAGCCUGUGCAGGACGCCGCCUCGCUCUCCAACCGCUCCGUCAGCCUGCUGGAGGAGCGCGGCACCUUCUGGGUCACGUAGGGGACCCGGGGCGUCGAGCACCCCUCCUGGUGAAAGCCCCGCCUUGCCUGCCUCACCCAGGCCAGCUGGGAGACUGCCGCGCCGCCGCGGGGGUGGGCAGGAAGACGUGCAGGGCGUAGGUGGCGCCUGCGCUGUAGAAGUAGGCCCUCAGCCCGCUCGCUUCCCGCCCUAGCUGUGGGCCUGGAGCUUCCCGCUGAGAACAGGACAGUGGCCAGUCCUUUUGAGGGCUGCAAACCCAGACCUAAGGGGCUGUGGUGUCCUGAGCAGGCCCAGGCAGGCCCGAGCCUAUUGACAAGCCUUUCUCGCCUCUCUCUCCCUCUCUCUCUCUGUGUCUCUCUGUCUCUGUUUCUCUCUCUCUCUCUCUCUCUCUCUCUCUCUCUCUCUCUCUCUCACACACACACACACACACACACACACACACACACACACACACACACACACACACACACACACACAGAAAUAUACAUGAAACACACAUAGGUGCCUGUAGACCCUGUGGGUCAGAGUCCACAAAUAUUUAACAACCAGAAGGGGUUUCAGACACUAACUAGUCACAGUCAGACCCCCUGCUGUACUCAGUGUCAACCUUUCAGUUUCCGAAUUUCUCCAUAAUCCAGUGUGGCAUCUGGGUGGGUCCCUGGGGAGAGGUGAAAUCAGCUCUAUAUAGAGCUACAAAACAAACAUACACAUAUAAAGACAAAUACCUACACUCACACCACACAGAGAGGCAGAAGAACAUAAAAACACAAACACACACACAGAAAAAACCUUCCCCGUUGCCUUAUGCUUUAUCUGUAUCACACACCUAAAGAAAAGCCUCUGCUUACCUUUUAGAGUUAUUCGGGGAGGGGGGAAUGAUAUACGGUCAUGGGCCAUGACCCUGUUCCCCAUCCAAGCUCGAGGCUGAACGGUGGAUACAGAACUGCCAAGUCCACGGCCUCUGCCCACCUUAGAUUCUCGGGCUACCUCCCCUGACCCAUUCGUGUCCUUGCUGCUAGCAGGCAGCACGGUUUGAAAUGGCAUGGCUGACCCUCGUGUGAUUGCAGCCCGAAGACCCUGUCCUAGCUCAAUUGGCUCCCCGAGAGCAGGUCCAUAUUUGAAAGCGGCCUCAAGCCUGACUGGCAGGAGCAUCAGUGGUCCCUGGAGGCAAAAGGCAGCUCAUGAGUCCUUUCCGGCCAGGCCGCUGUGGGGCAAGGCACAGAAGGAAAUACAGAGUGCUCCUAAGGGAGAAGUCACAUCAGGAUACCCCGUCCCCCGAGAAGACAGGGACAGAGGUCAGCCACAUGGUUGGUCGUCAUGGUUAUGUGGUUAGUGUCUGGAAUUCCUUAUUUAGGGCUCUGGGAAGAGUAUUGCUCAAUGUGGGAUGGGGUGCAUGUUUUAUUUUUUUUUAAGUUAUUUAUGGUUUGGUCUCUUGUGGCUGUGUUUUCAGGUUUGUUUCUACAGGAGUGCUGCUUGGAAGCAUUGUGGGCUUGAGGGGCUGAGGGGGGCCAGGAAGACCAGUGGGGAGCACUUUGGCUCCUGCUGGAGGAAGAGGAGGAGGAGCCUUCCCCCAGAAGAACCAGAGCCAAGGUGGCCACAUGGCAGCCCACAGCGCCCCAUGGGCUUUUUUGUUUGAUCCAACGUGGAACAAAUGUCAGAAACCAGUGGCGUUCUUUGCUGAGUGUCCAGAGACAGCAUAAAUUAGCAAUCCUCACCCCCUCCCCAAGAAGAGGCCAGAUUUGAACAUCUCUCCCAGGUCCUAACAUAUUUCCUGGGGCGUCAGGGUCCUAUGACCAAGCAGAUGUCCCCAGAGUGGAAGCAUUUCCCCAUUCCCACCCCAAACUAGGGAGCAGCACUCAGUACCACCUCAGAACUUGCAGGAAGCAUCAGCAGUUCACUAAGGGCUAUUUCUGAUUUCCUGGACAACCUCUGUAUUAGAUCCGUCUCAUUGUCAAGCCCAGAGGGCUGAGUUUUGUUUUGAGUAUUAUGGGGAGCAGGGAAAUACAGGAUCUGGGUCCAGCUAGUGUUGCCAUAGGGAAGGGGGGGGGUGUCCUGGCAGGAAGCCAGGCUUUGAAAAGGUGAGGACAGUGGCCAUCUUGUGGGAUCCAUUACAGUCAGUGCGUUUGAGCUGCUGGGUCUCCAUCACCAUGGAUUCAGCCAAUCGAGGAAGUCUCUAGGUUUUCUGUUCCAAGAAUAAAUUGUGCUGGGAAAUGGCUCUAAUUUGGGGUCCAAAGGGACUCCAGCUCUGAAAACUUGAUCCUGGGGCAGAGUGGGGCCAGGAUGAUUCUGGCAGGCCCAGAAGUACUGGCCAUUCUUCCCCAGCCCUUGCCCUGCUCCCUCCACUGUUCCCCACCUGGGGGUGGUGGGAGGCAGGCACCUCUAUCCAAGGCCCUUUCUGGUUCCUGGGGCCCUCCUAGUGUGGACUGAAGACUUCUUCCUUCUUCCCUUACUGUGCCUCUGGGGCCAAGGCCUCCACCCCUGAGCUCUGAGGACUUUGCCGAGAAUGGACCUUUGGGACUUCUCAGGACAUUAUCAAUUUGUACGCUGCAGGUUGACUUAAUUUAUUUAUUUUGUGAAAAAGAAGAGACAGAAAAUAUUUUAUUUUUUGCAGGGACUCAAAGCUGUACCCAAAUCAAAAAAGACGAUAAUAAUAGAAACCGUUCACUUCAUACAUACAAGGACACUCCAAGACGAUUCAGAAUACACGAGAGGACAAAACUGAGCAUGGGAGUCACGAUGGCCGCAGGGUAUUAUUUUAGCUCGGUUUCCUCUUGUUGAUUUGAAGAUAUGACAGUAAGGCCCUUUCUGCUAUAUUACCUUUGUCCAGGUAUCUGAAAUAGGACACACCUCAAGAGAGUGUUGCCUUGGGCUUAGCAAUGCUCUGGGAACCCUUGGGGUUUAGGGAGGAGAGGGAGGGAUGACUACUGACUCUACACUCCAUGGGACCUGGUUGGAGUAACGUGUGAGGGGUUUUCAGCAGGGAGCUGGGCUAGGGGAGGUGGUCCAGCUGGGAGCUAGUGCCUCCUCUUCCAGCGAGGCCAGCCCUGGUUUCUCUGCUCCCUCUGGCCCCCCACGAGCCUUCACCUCCACAGCACCCACCUGCCUGGAGACAGAGGGAGUGUUGAGGCCUCACCUCCGCCCACCGCCAGCUUCCUGGGAACAAGAGGCUCAUUCAGCAAUGAGCGUUUAUUCGUUUUUCUUUUUCUUCAUGAAGACCUCUUUAGCCCAGCCUAUAAAAAUAGUUCAGAACAUUCCAGGCCUUGGUGAGACAGGGCAGUGUGCAACACCCUCAGGCUGUCGCCACUGCUGCCCAUUCCUGGCUUCUCCUCUGGGCCUUGUUUAUAAACCUUGGAGUGGAUGAGGACAUGGGGGGAAGGGUCUUUGGGAGCAGGAUUUUGCGGGGGCAGGAUUCCUGAGUCCCAUGAAGAGGGAAAAAGAAGCAGCAGAUCUCUGUAGCAUGGCCCUUGCAGGUUAUCACCAACUUAUUAUUAAGGUUGAGAGACAUAAGCAAAUUCUAGCCCUCUGUCCCUUUAUGUGAUGCACUCACUUGAAAAUAAGUAACCAAAUGAACAGGGGAAAAAAAUGUUUGCCUGCCAGCACCCUCAGCCUGGGAGCUAUGCCAGAGGCUGGUCUAAUGGGGCAGCUGCUAACCAAACCCUUAAGAGCAGAGGACCCAACCGACCCAUUACAAGAACAUCUUUCCCUUCCACCUCUGCUUUCUGAACAAGCUCCAGGAGGUCCCUGUCCCAGAAGAUGUAUGCUUGGCCUAGAGAGCAGACAGGAGAUGUAAGCAUCAGAUGGUCUGGUCCUGACCCUGAAGGUCUCUUCCAGCCCUGGUUCUGUGUUAAUUGACUAUGAGGCCUAUCCCUUCAGAGGCCCUGGAUUAUGAAGGACAGGGGCAGAAGACUGGAUGGCUGUGUCCCCAAGGCAGUCCUCUCCCACUCCCAUCCCCAAAGGCUGAAAGCAAAGGUGGGUCUCAGAGGGGUGGGUUCCUGAGGCAGGGAGAGUGGGGUGGGGGAACAGAUGCCUGCAGAGGAUGCUCCUUCUUUAAACUUGUGCAGUCUGACGAGCUCCAAGACGUGGAUCUUGUUAGUCUGCACAAAUUUAAAGAAGGAGCGUCCUCUGAGUUCCAAAGUUAAUGAGUUUGCCUGUGAAGAUUCCUAGCACAUGGUCCAGCUAGAAGGUAGGGAGGCGGCCCAGGGUUUCCUGAAUGUAGCCACAUGGCCUUUCAACUGCCCAUGGUUUCAGAAGAGUGGAAGCUGCUCUUUACCUCAAAAGGAUGAAGCAGAGUUGGCAGCUCAGAUGUCUUAAGAACUUCAAGAUCCUAGGGUCUUGUGACCUUUGUCAUUCCAUACUGUGCAUGGGGGACUAGUUAGUUAUGUGUUUCCAAGAUUACAUGGUACCAUCCUCAGGGCCUAGCUCAUACUGUAGACCAGGUAUUUUAUUUGUAUUUAUUUGUCAAAUAAAAUGGCCUAUGUUCCUUGCUUCUUCUGUCAUUGGGCUCGAACUGGUCACCCCCUAAAGUCUCCCUUUCAUCUGUACUUUCUAGGCCAAGUCUGCCUGGCUCCCCUGCUCCCUCCUGGUUCCUGCAAACUCUUUUUGCCAAGAAUUUUGGCCCCCUGUCAUGUUUCAUGGGUGCAUAGUACAGGAUACCCCUUCAUGGCCAUACGUGGCCAUGGUAUGUACAUAUGUGUCCACACGUGUGUAUGUGUAGCAUGUAGCUCAGCCUGCUUGGCCAUGUUGCUCCCAGCCCCCUUGCCGUCAAUGUCCCAGAUGUUCUUGUGGCUACAAUCUCCUGGAAACACAGGGGCUGCCUUCAGACAGCUGGUGGCCACCACCAGUCAGGAUCUUCUCUGCAGAACAGAAUGUGAACCCAUCACCUGAUGGCUUACUUGAUUUAUUUAAUUAAAAAUGAAAACGCGCAAUGAGCAGAA